AUGCAUCAGCUGGAUUACGUCCCCGCAGGAAAAGAACUCUACCACGGCCUGUGGAUGCAGCACAAGUGCUACAACGUCCGCAUUCCGCACCUGUUUGGCUUUGGCUUCUUGGACGGCCACCACGCAAGGGCCUCCACCCAGGCCAACAUGCCCGGCGAAAUCACCGUCACCGGCUUCACGUCGCGCGAUGUACGCUUCCCGACGUCGCUCGACCGAACGGGCUCGGACGCCAUGAACGCGGCCGGCGACUACUCGGCCGCCUACUGCGUCCUCGAGACCGACGCGCAGCAUUCGGGCCACGGCAUGACCUUUACCAUUGGCCGCGGCAACGACCUUGUUUGCGCUGCCAUCAACCACGUCGCCGAGCGCGUCCGCGGCAGGACCCUCUCCUCGCUCGUCGCAAACUGGGGCCAGACCUGGCGCUUCCUGGUUUCCGACAGCCAGCUGCGCUGGAUCGGCCCCGAGAAGGGCGUCAUCCACCUCGCCCUCGGCGCCGUCGUCAACGCCCUUUGGGACCUCUGGGCCAAGGUCCUGGGCAAGCCCGUGUGGCGCGUCGUCGCCGACAUGACCCCCGAGCAGCUCGUCGACUGCAUCGAUUUUCGAUACAUCACCGAUGCCAUCACCCGGGACGAGGCCCUGGCCAUGCUCCGCGCUCGCGAGCACGGCAAAACGGCCCGUUUGCGGGACGCUCUGGAAAACCUAGCUGUCCCUGCCUACACCACAAGCGCUGGCUGGCUGGGCUACGGCGAGGACAAGCUGAGGCACCUCUUGCGCGAGGCCCUGGACCAAGGGUACAAGCACUUCAAGCUCAAGGUUGGCGGCAGUCUGGAUGAAGACCGCCGACGGCUCUCCAUUGCGCGCGACGUCAUAGGCUACGACCGGGGAAACGUGCUCAUGAUCGACGCCAACCAGGUCUGGUCUGUUCCCGAGGCCGUCGAGCACAUGCGGUAUCUGAGCGACUUCAAGCCGUGGUUCAUCGAAGAACCCACGUCGCCUGAUGACAUUGUGGGCCACAAGACGGUUCGCGAUGCCCUCAAGCCGCUGGGCGUCGGUGUUGCCACCGGCGAGAUGUGCCAGAACCGCGUCAUUUUUAAGCAGCUUCUCCAGAUGGGCGCCAUCGAUGUGUGCCAAAUCGAUGCCUGCAGACUGGGGGGCGUCAACGAAGUUCUAGCUGUCUUGCUCAUGGCUGCCAAGUACGGCGUCCCUGUCGUUCCGCACUCGGGUGGUGUAGGCCUGCCAGAGUACACGCAGCACCUCAGCACCAUUGACUACGUUGUCGUCAGCGGCAAGCGCUCCGUACUCGAGUAUGUCGACCACCUUCACGAGCACUUUCUGCACCCGUCCGCCAUCAAGGACGGCUAUUAUCAGACUCCACUGGAGCCGGGCUACAGUGUUGAGAUGAAGCCCGAGAGCAUGGACAGGUAUGAAUUUCCGGGCGAGGAGGGAGUGAGCUGGUGGAGGAGCGAAGAGGCCAAGCCCAUUCUCGAGGGCCCAAAGGUCUAG
Molecule: messenger RNA, 1503 nt
Organism: Hirsutella rhossiliensis
Lineage: Eukaryota; Fungi; Ascomycota; Sordariomycetes; Hypocreales; Ophiocordycipitaceae
Product: L-galactonate dehydratase
Exons: 3
Coding region: 1-1503 (500 amino acids)
Biological process (GO): carbohydrate catabolic process; amino acid catabolic process
Molecular function (GO): L-fuconate dehydratase activity; magnesium ion binding
Source: RefSeq, a predicted model, not a curated record